This is a messenger RNA of Egretta garzetta (little egret), 606 nucleotides long. Its product is annotated as keratin, type II cytoskeletal cochleal-like. Gene Ontology annotation, cellular component: keratin filament. Gene Ontology annotation, molecular function: structural constituent of skin epidermis. Lineage: Eukaryota; Metazoa; Chordata; Aves; Pelecaniformes; Ardeidae. The transcript has 6 exons. Gene Ontology annotation, biological process: intermediate filament organization; keratinization. The record is from RefSeq and is a predicted model, not a curated record.
AUGCAGAGUAUCAUGGAAGAUUAUAAGAAAAAGUACGAUGAGGAAACUCACUGGCAAACAGGUGCAGAGAAUGGGUUUGUUAUGCUCAGAAAGGAAAUCACUCGGCUCCAAGCACCCAUUUUGGUCACCUCUGUUAUUGUGCAAAUGGACAACAGCUGAGGAUGGGACAUAGAUGACAUCAUCACUGAUGCCAACGCUCAAGAUGACAACAUUGCCAAAAAAAGCCGGGCUGAUGCAGAAACCUGGUACUACAGCAGCUAUGAGGAACUGAGAGAAACCACUGGCAAACAUGACGACAACUUGCGUAAUACAAAGAAUGAAAUUGUGGAGCUGAAUCGGGUGACUCAGGGACUGACUGAAGAACGUGAAAACACCAAAGCCCAGAGAUGCAAACUGGAGGGAACCAUUGCUGAAGCUGAGGAGCACAGGGAAGUGGUUACUGAAGGUGCAAAGUGCAAACUCUCUGAGCUGGAGAAGGCAAAGCAGGACAUGGCACACGAGCACCAGGAGCUCAUGAACGUCAGGUUGACCCUGGACAUCCAGAUCAUGACCUACAGGAGGCUGCUGGAUGGAGAGGAAAGCAGAUGGAAGACCCUGCAUGAAUAA